CCAUGAACGCCUCCCAUGCUCAACCAAAAUGGAGCCCCACAAUGACAAAAUACAGAGGAUCCAUCCGUCCGUCCAUCCAUCCACCUGAUUUCCAACCCUACACCAAACUUUGCAGGUCCCGUGUCCUCAUCACCCAACCCGGCCCAUCAUCACAAUCCCAUCUUCCCUCCACCAUUAACCAAUCUUCUUCCUCGCCUCACCUUCAAGCAUCAUACAUCGGUGCCCGCCUAUAAACCUCUCCACCACAACAUCGAGAAGAACCGGGGAGAUCGAGCAGCUUUCUUGGUCUCUCUGCCCGCGCGCCCAUCCUUCAUGUCGAGCUCCGUGCACGUCCGCAAGGCCCUCCACCUCGUCUCCAUGAAGGCCAAGCUGCAGAGCUUCGUCGGCCUCCGCCUCAUCCUCGUCGCCGCACUCGCCGGCUUCCUCGUCCUCUUCUCCGCCCGCACGCUCUUCUCCCCAUCCACCUCUACCACCUCGCAUCUACGCGGCGGCGGCGGGGGCGAUGGGACGUCCUGCUCGAAGCUGCCGUCCCCGAUCGCGGCCGCGCUGGUGCACUACGCCACGUCGAACGUGACGCCGCAGCAGACGGCGGCGGAGAUCGGGGUGUCGCUGCGGGUGCUGCAGAGCCGCUCGCCCUGCAACUUCCUCGUCUUCGGCCUGGGCCACGACAGCCCCAUGUGGGCGGCUCUCAACCACGGCGGCCGCACCGUGUUCCUCGAGGAGGACGCCACCUGGAUCGCCUCCGUCCGCUCCAAGCACCCGGGCCUCGAGUCCUACCACGUCACCUACGCCACCCGCCUCACCGAGGCCGACGAGCUCAUCGCGCUGCGGGACCACCCGGGGUGCACCGCGCAGCCCGACCUCGCCGCCGCCACCGAGGCCGACUGCCGCCUCGCGCUCCGCGGCCUCCCCGCCGCCUUCCACGAGACCGAGUGGGACCUCAUCAUGGUGGACGCGCCCACGGGGUGGACGCCCGAGGCGCCAGGGAGGAUGGGCGCCAUCUACACCGCCGGCAUGGCGGCCCGCGCGCGGCGGCCAGGCGACGGCGCCACGGACGUGUUCGUGCACGACGUGGACAGGACCGUGGAGGACACCUUCUCCAAGGCCUUCCUCUGCGACGCAUACCUCACCGAGCAGGUCGGCAGGAUCAGGCACUUCGUCAUCCCCAGCCACAGGGAGAAGCCCGGCACGCCAUUCUGCCCUCUGAACUAAUCACUACCAGUUACCCCAUUUCGACCUCCGAUAUCGAUCCGGUGUAGUAGUAUGUACGGCUGCACUCACCAUGAUCAGAAAAUACCCCAACACUACACAGCUGUGCAUACUGAAUACUACACCGUGCCAUUCAUUGGAGGCAA
This is a messenger RNA of Lolium rigidum, 1355 nucleotides long. Its product is annotated as glucuronoxylan 4-O-methyltransferase 1-like. Bases 313 to 1212 code for a protein of 299 amino acids. Gene Ontology annotation, biological process: xylan biosynthetic process. The record is from RefSeq and is a predicted model, not a curated record. NCBI's taxonomy places the organism in Eukaryota, Viridiplantae, Streptophyta, Magnoliopsida, Poales, Poaceae. The transcript has a single exon.